This is a messenger RNA of Brugia pahangi, 2088 nucleotides long. NCBI's taxonomy places the organism in Eukaryota, Metazoa, Nematoda, Chromadorea, Rhabditida, Onchocercidae. The record is from the annotation of a GenBank genome assembly.
AUGUCGUCUGAUUCUGUUACUGAAUCGUUGCCUCAUAAUAUAUCUGUGGAAUCAAGGAAUGCUUCACCUGAACAGUCGCUUAUGAGGGCUCAAGAAAUAACAGUGCCAGAACUUUUUCUUUUUAAAAUUGUCUCGGGACAUGAUCAAGAAAGUUGUGGCACUAACCUGGAAGGACCUCCACUUCAGAUUCUAUUUCGUGACGUAGAAUUUGAGAUGGUUUCACAACAAAAGCCAGAAAAUCAGCUGGUGAAAACCGAGAAAUGUAUUGCUUAUAAUGAAAACCUAGAGUCAUUCAAAAAUUCUGCUGUGAAAUACGGAAAUAGUUCGGAAUCAGAAACACACUCGGAUAUCAAGAAAAGUCACUUCGUUUCAUUUGUACCUGCUACAAAACUUAGCCGGAUUAUUUCUCAGAAGUCUGAUUCAUUAACAAAUGGCAAUGGUAGCGAAAAGUUUGCUGCAGCUGAGUUUGAGAAGUUUGGCUCAAUCGUCUCUACGAAAUCAAUCCCUUUCACGCGCGAAAAUUCUACUGUAUUGAAGAAACGGGAACACUCUCGUGAAAUUGACAGGACAUCAUCCAUUAAAGAAUUGCAAACUACGAAAUCAUCAAAUGAAAAAUUCGAAAAACCGGCAGUGCCACUUGCUCCACGGCGUACCAGAGAUGAUAAGCCAGUUCCAUUCGAUAAACUUAUUGAAAAGUUCACAAAAGCCGAUAAUGGUGCAGUUCCAACACCGAAAACAUUUCAAGGCAUCGUAGGUGUUAUUGAUCCGAGGAAGUCUACUGCGAUCAGAAGCAGUAGUAGUGGUGCUCCGAAAGGGACAACACUGAAUCUACAGAUCUCAAAGAAAAUUCCGUAUCGUGGCAGUAGAGUGAUGAGCGACAAAUUUACUGGAAGGAAUGCGACCUAUGCUGGAACUUCCAGAAAUAGAUUUUCAACUACUGAGAACGCAACUGUUUCGCGAGCCGAAAAUUUGUUUACAAAAGUGAGAGCAUCCUUUGAAAAGAAUGCAGAAUCUUUUCCAAUGAUCUUGGCAUCUCAUACUGAUGGUGAAAAGAAAUUUGUCUCUAUUGUCGAAGAAAAUAUCAAAACAGGAAAAUCCUUGAAUAUUAUCCGACAAUCUGAAAAAGUUGAGAAAAAGUCCUCGAUUAUAACGGAACGGAAAGAGUCCCCAGAAAUGUACACAUCCGUGAUGGAACAAAAGCCGAAUGCAAAAAUGUAUUCUUGUCUAUCAGAAAUGGAAUCUUCUUUCGAAAUUAUGAAAGGACUUACUUUGUCAUGUUUCGAUAAUGUGGCAGAUGAUGACAUAGUUGGAAGGUCACUUAAAGUAGAUAAAGCUGAACAAUCAGCAUUUCAAGCAAUGGAGGAGGUAACAUCAUGCAGUGGAUUGCAUAAGCAAGGAAAGCCAUCUGAAGCGGAGUUAAUGGAAUGCAAAAGUUUGUUGGAUGAAAAAUUUGCUAAUUAUGAUAUUUUCAAAGUAACACUGAAAAGAUCGGCAAAUAAUCCGGAAGGUUCAAUUGGUGUAAUUCUGAGUUCAGCAGCUUCCGGUGACCAAUAUAUCAGCGUGCAAAGAGUGAUAUCGGGUAGCAUUGCGGAUCGAAGCGAUCUCAUCGAAAAAGGUGAUCGUGUUUUUUUCGUGCAGGGUCACUCUACAAAACAGAUGUCAGCCACAGAGGCACGAACCUUAAUCAAACAACGGACUGAACAUGUUGUUUUUAUACUCGGACGACUGAAAACAAAAUCAAAUGACAUGCCAGCUGAACCUACUAAAUUUGUUUCCACUGCUACUACUGAUCCUGAUCUAUUCAAUUAUUCAACGUAUUCCGAAGAAGUGAUACUCACAAAAGGUAAUCUCGGUGUCGGUUUGGCACUUGAUGGUGGUCGUGGAUCAGUGUUCGGCGACCGCCCAAUCGUUAUCAAAAGGAUUUUUGAAGGCGGUUCUGCGGCACGUAGCGGUCGUAUAAAAAUUGGUGACCAAGUGAUCACAAUUGAUGGUAUAGAUAUAAGAGGUAUGAGUUAUUUAGAAGCAACGAAGACGCUUCGAUCACGUCCGGAAGGACCAUUAAAGCUGGUUAUACUUCGCCGUUUAUAA